Sclerotinia trifoliorum is the source of this 3011-nucleotide messenger RNA. NCBI's taxonomy places the organism in Eukaryota, Fungi, Ascomycota, Leotiomycetes, Helotiales, Sclerotiniaceae. The record is from the annotation of a GenBank genome assembly.
AUGACAACCCAGAAACGUGUCCCGGUUUUGAUUGAAUUGGUCUUGGGUACAUAUCUCGAUUAUUCGGACUGCUGAUCAACUGUCUAAUUAUGGAUUGCAGGAACAUACUUAAAAUUUGCUCUUCUGAUUAGGAGACAUAGGGAAUGCAAGUAAUAUUUAUGAUAUUAGCAAUAAUUAAAUAGAGCGCCUUCUCGACCCAAGUUCCUGAUUCGACAAAAUUCGGUGGAAGUUUCGCCAAUCGUCAAGGCAGCACUAGGAUUGUUUCAUAUUAUGUGACCCCCAACAACCCAUCAUUCCUAGAAAAUUCUAGACUUUUCCUGUUUUAAAGGUGUGGCACCAGAAACACUGAAAGGAAAAAGUGUCCUAUAACCGGCCCAGUUAGGAAAAGAAAAUGUCCUUUUUCCUGAAUAUCAUCAACUUCGAAAUCAAGAUUAACGGUACUGGUACCGAUCCAGAAUUCACAGAAUGUCAUCUCUACUUUUUAGCGGUCUCCGAAGCAAACCACUAGCUACAGGCCUACCUCCACGACACAAAAUCAUUGUUGCCAUAGAUUAUGGAACCACAUAUUCCGGUAUGCAUCAUGGCCACAAUCCCUCCUUUUCACUGCUCAUGAAUGCCUAGGUGUCAGUUACGGCCCCAGCAACACACAAAACAGUGAUAUCGUCAUGUAUAAACCAUGGUUAUCCCCAUACCAACAAGAAAUUCGAAAAGUACCGACCAGGAUUGCAUACGAAAUGGAGAAUGCCACAAUUCCGACAUGCAGAUGGGGCUUCGAGGUGGAACCAAAGCACAUCUCCUGCUCUUGGACGAAGCUCCUUCUUGACAAGAAUGCUGUCAUGGACGAGGAGAAUGACAUAACAUCCGUGGGAAGCAUCGAUGAAGGAAUGAUGCACUUGCCACCACAUCGCAAUGCCAAUCAGGUCUGUGAGGACUUUCUCCGUAAGAUGUAUGAUGCUUUUGCUGCACAUGCCAAGGAAACUUUAGGGGUGGAUACAUUCAAAAUGACACCAUUAGAUUGCUGGGUUACCUUGCCUGCCAUCUGGUCUGAUGAGGCGAAGGAAGCCACUCUGAAUGCUGCAAAAGAGGCUGGAUUUGCAAAAAAUCCGUUGGAUGAGAUACACACAAUUGCGGAACCAGAAGCCGCAGGUAUUUCAACCCUGAAAGAGCUUGCUGCCCCCGGAACUCUCAAUGCUGUACAGGUGAGCCAUCACAGUAUCCCAAGUGAUUAAGGGCUUGCUGACAUAUGGGCCCAGAGUGGCGAUAACAUCAUGAUCUGUGACUGUGGAGGAGGCACUGUAGACAUUACCACGUACACGAUUACUUCGGUUGUGCCGAAGCUAAAGUUUAAAGAACUUUGCAUUGGAACAGGUUAGUAUCUUCAUUCACUAUGAAGGAUGUUUGGCCAUCAAGGUAGCUUUGGCGCGAGAAAUAGCAUUCGCUGCACGGUGAAGACUUAGCUAACUUAUCGACGUCACAGGCGGAAAGUGUGGCUCAACCUACAUUGACCGUCAACUUCACGCCAUGUUAUCCGAGCGUUUCGGUGAUGCAUUUAAAGCUGUCUCAUAUUCCAGAAAGGGUCCUGGGAGCAAAUUCAUGAACGCUUGGGAGUUGCUCAAGAAAGGCUUCGGCAAUGACAUGGAGAAUCCUAGGAUGUUGGACUUAAGUCCGCUGUACCUCAACUUUCCCAGUUCGCAUUUGUAUGACAACGAUGAACAUGCUAUCUACCUUUCACAGUAAUUUUACUCCAACUUGCAGGUGUGAAAGCCAUCAGUGUCGCAAUAGUUACACUCUGCAUACUCAGGACAUGAGUAAGACUUAGGAUUCGUGGUUGGUCAAUGCUUUCUUCUCGCAAGGUUCUAACAAUCUUCAGGGAAGACAUGCAAUUGUUGUUUGAUCCAAUCGUCAAGAAAAUACUGAAGCUAGUGCUACAACAGACUGAGCAAGCAUACAACCAAAAGAAAGCAAAAAUCCAUGUAAGUAUCGAUCUCAAAAAAUAAAAGUCCCCUCCUGGUUCUGACUUUUGUGAAGCGGAUAGUUUUGGUUGGUGGAUUGGGAAGUUCGAAGUAUCUGUACAAUAAGCUACUGUCGUGGUGUUCUUCAGACGGUAACAACAUUGAACUUUUAUGCCCAAACGAUCCGUGAGUAUCCUCAUACUCUGGUAGCUGGUGUACAUAUGCAUCUAAUCUUUUCCAUAGUGAAACUGCAGUUUUGAGAGGUGCUGCAAUUCGAGCAUUAGAAGAUAUCGCGCCUUCUAUCAAAUAUGCUCGUCGUCAUUAUGGUUUCCACAUUGGUCUUCGCUUCCGGGAAAACAUUGACGACGAAAAAUACGCAUAUAUUGAUGACUACACGAACCAAAAAAUUUGUGCAGGUCGAGUGUUAUGGUGUGUCUCAAAGGUGAGAGACAGCUCACAGUGUAUCUGAUUAUAUUCUAAUACUCCUAGGGCGAUGAGAUAAUUCAGGACUGGUAUCACGCAGAAGAAUGUACGUCCUCGUACAAUCCCGGAGAAGUCGUAAAAUAUACUAUUGGACUCUACGCAUGCGACGGAGACCAUCAGCCUGAUAGAAUAAAUGGUCCAGGUAAGUUUCCGAUUCUUCGUCAGACAUGACACCGAAUACAAUUCCCUGUUCUAAACGGUUAGCAGGGGUUAAGAGGGUCGGUGAAAUAAAUUACGAUUUCGCCUCAGACUUCAACUUUUCUGAGAAUAGCGAGUCAAGAAUCAACCCUCGCCUCAAAAAGAGGGUUCAUCAGUUUCAUUUCCAGGUCAAAAUCAUUUUUGGUGAUAGGGGUGCCAAUCUGCAGUUUAAAGUAGUUGUUGGUGGUAGAACGAUAUCUGACGCCAGGAUCGACUUUCCCGACGUUUGAACUACCAAUGUUGGAAUCUUCGAUAUCGCAUCGAGAUCAUUGGGAAAUGGCAAGGGGCUGCAAGCGAGUGGGAUAUCAAUGUUUUGGACUUGAAUAGGUUUUGCAUAGAAUUUGAGGUCAUAUGAGCACUCGAUCAUGUUUUCAGUUA